This is a messenger RNA of Vairimorpha ceranae, 711 nucleotides long. RefSeq lists its product as hypothetical. Bases 1 to 711 code for a protein of 236 amino acids. The transcript has a single exon. NCBI's taxonomy places the organism in Eukaryota, Fungi, Microsporidia, Nosematidae. The record is from RefSeq and is a predicted model, not a curated record.
AUGACUUUAAGCAAUUUAUUAAUUCUAACAUUGUACAUUGAUUCCGCUUUUACCAGAAAAGUUUGGUUUUCAUCAAAAAAAGAUACAAUGAUCAUUAAAUUGAUUAAAAAUCUUAGAUUGAGUGAUAUCAAAUCACUUAGUAUAGAUUUAAUAGAUGAUCAUCUUCAAAUUGUUUUUAAAAAAUCAAAUAAUAUUAAAUAUUCUUAUGAAUAUAUUGAUCAAGAUUUAUGGGGGGUAAUUAAAAAGGUGAUAAAAGAAGGUGUCAAGAAGACAUUAGAUAAAUGUAAAAACAUGUUGAUAAGGGGGGUGCAUACCACAAAAAUAAUGAAUGAUUAUGUUGAUUUUAAUUUUAAACAAAGAUUUGUGCGAUUAAAAAAUGUUUUUAAAAGAUUAAUACAUGCUUGCUUAUAUACUAGAAGGAUUAUAGUUGAAUGUAUUUGUAAAACAUAUUUUAAAAUAGUAGAAUUAAUAAGAUUUAUUUUUAACAGAAUAAUAAUUAAAUACCGAUCUACAAGCAGGAUUGUAAGUGAAAAUAUUUUUAGUAUGCUGAAGAAAUCUGCAGGAAUACUUAAAUAUUUUCUGGACAAAUUAUACACCGAGAGUUGCAGUAUUAAAAAUACAUUUUGUGACAGAAGCAAAAUCUGUUACAGGGCCAUAAACAAUGCUACGAGAAGUUUUAUGAAGCAGAAGUUAAAAUUUAAAGUUGAGUAA